ACACGAGGUUUGAUUCAGUUCGGGAACGCGAUGCCAUGGUUUGUGCACCACCACGUGCCGUAGCCCAAGGAGACGUCGCCCGUAGUGGACAGACUGCGACUGCAGCUCAACCGUACGGUGCGCAGAACUGUGACGGAGACCGUGGACGCUGUUUGGGUGGCCUUCUCGGAUGAACUGGCACAGCUAACGUUUAACGGUCCGCCCACCGCACCUGCUAUGGACGACUACGAACUGUUUUACGACUGCUGCAGCCGACUGACCAAGUUCAUCGAGAAGAAUAUGGACACGACACCCGGGUUUUUAGAGCAGAUGGACCGCCUCAUCUUCGCAUGCCACUAUGGCGCCCCGGGGUCGGCGGUGCGCUUCGCCAUGACGAAAGAUCUGCGCAUCCGUAGAGGCAAGGCGAACAACGGAAAAGAGCAUGUUAGCAUCAAGACGGAUCAUUUAAUAGCAGGUGAGAGUGAGCAACCGGUGAUUUCACCGCCGAGUGGUACACGUGGAAUGGAGGCUUCCGACGAGGAGUCCGAGGCGACUACUACAGUUGGAACGGAAUCGAGGCAGUGGACGAGGAAAAGACUGUCGACGACGAGCCAUUCACCACCAAGACUGCCUCCGUCGAAAAGAGCGAAACGAUCGUCGGCUUCGGAUUUGGGACGGGGUAAAGAUGGAAACCACGAGGAAAUGGCGACGAAGAAAAGUGACAAAGAGAAGAAGAGAACGAGCACCCGAACUUCGCCAAUGCAACAGAAUGUUGGUCGACGCACGUCGCGACGAAUGACUUGUGUUCAUCGACAGGUGAAUGGUGUUGAAGAUGAUCAGAGAAAUGAUCGGAAGACAACGAAAUCGCGGAGUGGUCGUUGUGUUCGUCGACCGGUGAACGGUGUUGGGGAUGAUCAGGGGAAUGACCGGGAGACAACGAAGUCGGGGCGUGAUCGUUCUGCUAGUUCAAAGCGUCAAGAAUCUCUCCAAGCUGAAACUGGGAGAAAGGUACGACGAAGCUUGAGACGCUUAUCGAAAUGUACCAAUGAUUCGCGUAAAUCCACCGAGUCCAAUGAAGACUACCAGACACGAUCAAAAGCAAAAGAUGAAGCGAAGGAUCAAUCUGAAAAAACUGACACGACCGGGUCGGAGCAAGACACUAAUGUGAUCGAGGAAGAUGACCCGGAUACCGACGCUGAACAAGUGGUGCCUCCUGAAAGGGAGAUAACGUCAAACGGGAAGCAGGUUCAUCCAACUAUUGUAUUGGAAUCCCCCUCACAGUGUGCUCUUGAAGUGAUGACAAGGCGAAUGACGUUGCUGGCGUUGAUGAGGGGCCUGAAAGCAGGACCGAAGCGACACACAUUGCUGGCUUGGAGCAAGAGAAUAACGUGACCGGAGCGGAGACUUGUGCGGGUUUCGAAGAAGAGAGCCUGCGAUGUGUUUGUGUUGUUGAAGGUAAGUUCAAAAAGUGAGCUUUAUUAAGACUCCGGCAAGGAGCACGAUUCUCUAGCUUUCCGUCAGAGAAGCGGGUCGUAUCAGCUAUUUCAGGGCACAGCCAUCCAUCAAUCCCAUCAAUACAUCAUGGCAUUACAUCUUCCCCCAUGGCUGGUGCGUUGAAAGGCUUGAUGCGGCGCAUGUGGAUGCUCUCUAGGAAGCGCUCUCGGUCAAUAACGAGGGUCCCAUUGCUGCGGACACUGACCACGCGAAAUGGCCCUUCGAAUGCCUGUUGGAACUUCGGGGGACGUGCAUCGUGUCGCGCCACCAUCACCAUGUCUUCAGGGGCGUACUCAUGCGCGGUGCGUGCACUGUUCUCGCGCUCGUUGUGUCGGCGGACCUGAGCCUCCUUCUUGCUCUGCUGCGCCUUCCAAUCUACGGCCUUACCAUCGUCGAACAGCAUGUCCCGUCCGAAGGCGGCCUGCGCGGGAGAUAAUGACGUCGCUAUGUGGAAUUGAGCCCGCAAGGCGAACAUAACUGCUGAUAAGCAGUUCUCCCAUUCCCCGAAGGUAGUGAUUUCUUCAGUUCGUAGCUUGUCGUUGAUGGUUCGGUGCACUCGUUCGAGGACCCCGUUUGCUUGAGGAUUCUUGGCCGUGGUUCCAGCUCGCUGCACUCCGUAGCUAUCGAGAAGCUCGGUAAAUUCAGCCCGAAACUCUGGCCCUUGGUCAUAAAUGCACCGUUCGGGCCUGGGGUAUCGGUUGAGCCACCACUGAUCUACGAUGCGAGCUGCUUCAGCGCUGGUUCCAUCCGUCAUGGCCGCAAUCUCGAGCAAUCUGGUACUCGUGUCCAUAAUCGUCAUGGCCCGCCACUUCGACGGCCCAAAUGGUCCAAUGCUAUCCACCGCUAUUUCUGCCCAAGGUCGCACCUCAACUUCCUUUGGGGGUAUUUUUCCGUACUUGGCCUUGCUGACCUUAGUUCGGGCGCACUGCUUGCAGUUGCGAACCCAAUUGGCCACGUCGGCGGUAAGUCCGGGCCAGAAUAAGGUGGCUUUGAUGGACUCCGUCAUUAUACGUUCCCCCGGGUGCAUCAACCAUUGGUGGUAAGUCUGCAACACCUUGCCCACCAGGGCACCGGGUAACAGGAUCUUCCCAGAAUCUCUACUGACAAACACCUUGGUGCUGCCAAUCGCACGCCUCACGACUGCUGGACCUUCUUGAAGGCCAACGAGUCGCUGCGCUUCCGCGAUUUCGUUUAGCGAGAGGGAAAAUAGGGAUUCCUUUUGCGCUGUCGUAACAGCUGCCGCUCCGGGCGCGUCGUGCAACGGCAGUCGUGAUAAGGCGUCGGCGACAACAUUGUCCCUGCCUGGCACGUACUGCAGCGUCACCCCGAACUCUUCGAUCUCGAGCCGCCAGCGCAUCAUUUCAGCGUUCCUAAAGGUAGCUUCGAGGGAGUUCUUGUGGUCCGUGAAGACCGUGACUUCGCGUCCCCACAGUAACGAUCUGAACUCGCGUAGCAUUUCGAGAACACUCAGCAGUUCCUUCUUGUUGGUGGUAUACUUCUCUUGCGCUUGGUUGCACUUGCGUGACCAGAAGGCCAGUGGUUUGCCGCGCUGCAUGACUACUCCUCCCAAUUGAUGCGCCGACGCAUCGGUGUACAGUUCAAACGGUACGUUGUAGUCGGGGUAUUGUAGCUGCACGUUUUCGGCUAUGCGCACCUUGACCUCUUCAAACGCUCGUUGCUCUUUCGGUCCCCACCGAAAGGGAACCUUGCGUGAAGUGAGCGCCGUCAGUGGAGCUAACAGCUCCGAUCGCCCCCUCCACAUGUCCUUGUAAUAAUUUACCAUGCCGAUAAAUCUGCGUAAGUCUCGGAUAUUUCGCGGACGAGCGAGGUUCAAUAUCCCA
This is a messenger RNA of Phytophthora nicotianae INRA-310, 3314 nucleotides long. RefSeq lists its product as hypothetical. The record is from RefSeq and is a predicted model, not a curated record. Lineage: Eukaryota; Oomycota; Peronosporomycetes; Peronosporales; Peronosporaceae. The transcript has a single exon. The coding region runs from base 217 to 1371 and encodes 384 amino acids.